Molecule: messenger RNA, 807 nt
Organism: Zingiber officinale
Lineage: Eukaryota; Viridiplantae; Streptophyta; Magnoliopsida; Zingiberales; Zingiberaceae
Exons: 3
Coding region: 1-807 (268 amino acids)
Source: RefSeq, a predicted model, not a curated record
AUGCUCCAGGAAUUCUGGAGAAAUGAAUUGUCGGAAGAUGCGGAGGAUAUAGAUGAACGAAGAAUGCUCCAACUAUAUGAGCAGCGACAAACGGUACGUCAAAGAUCUCAAAGUUCUUCCGGUAGAACACAGAGGAGAAGGUAUUUGAAUCGGGAUCGUGAAGUUGGAUAUGCUCGUCUUUUCAAUGAUUACUUUUCUGAUGAUCCGGUAUAUCCUGAUGACAUAUUUCGGCGUCGAUUUCGAAUGAAAAAAGAGUUAUUUCUUCAUAUAGUUGAUGCCGUGAAAAAUCAUUCCGAAUAUUUUCAAUGGAAGGUCGAUGCUGCGGGAAAAAAAGGUUUGUCACCACUUCAGAAAUGCUCAGCGACUAUUCGUCAAUUGGCGUAUGAAGCCCCUACUGAUCAUUAUGAUGAGUAUCUACGGAUUGCUGAAACAACUGUCAUCCAAUGUUUAUUCAACUUUUGCCGAUAUGUAAUUGAAGUGUUUGGGGCCCAAUAUUUACGAAGACCUAAUGCUGCUGAUAUCCAACACUUGCUUGAAAUGCAUGAGCAGAGACAUGGUUUCCCUGGCAUGUUGGGCAGUCUUGAUUGUAUGCAUUGGCAAUGGAAAAAUUGCCCCGUCGCUUGGAAAGGGUCACGCAAUGAUAUCAAUGUGCUUAAUGAAUCACCAUCAUUCAACAACGUCUUACAAGGGAAUGCACCCGAGAUUGAUCCCGCCAUUUCCAACGGCCGAGAUGGCAUAUUGGCAGCACUCGAUCCAUCACAUUAUUCUCAAGACGAAAAUGCCAUCAUGCUCGCGCCGCACGUGUGA